UAUUUCAGUAUUUCUACAGAAAAACAAAAUGUCUUUUGAAGUAAUCUACAGAAGAACCAAUGAAAAACAAGAUGGCUAUACCAGGCGGUCAGUUUCAUCAGAAAUUAUCAACCAGUACAACAUAAAAGACAGUCCCAGUUCCUCUAGCUCAAUGUCGGCCAUUCUUACCUCUGAUCACGUGACCAAUGAGGAACUGAAUAUGUACAGACAGUGGGCAUUUAUUUGCGAAUGCAUAAUUAGACAUGUCCACAAUGUAGACACCAUUGUAACCGGAAGCAGAAUUGACUGCUCUGCAUCAUCAGGAAGUGAUGAAGACCAAAUGUUACAAGUCAAAGACACAGAAGUAGUCACCUCAGUAGACUGUGACGUCAGCAUGGCGGGAAAUGUGCUCAUUAUGAACACAAACAAUUGUCCACCAGGAUUUACUUUAUUGAAUCCUUAUAAACUUUCUCGGAAUGAGAUUAGGCAUGAAACUAGAUCAUGUGUAGAAGCCUGCAUCCAAUCAAACGAUGUUCUUUAUUUGUCAAGUGAGACUUACAUCAAAUACGUUAUGAAUAUGAUAGCAGGAAUGGAUAAGUAUUCUCCACCUUCCUUCCACGCCGGGGAUUCACUGCGUCACGGUCCAUGUGUCAUGCUGAGUUACUCCAAAUAUGAAAAGGAUUCAGACAUUGGUAUUGGUUUGAAAUGUUCCUCAUGGCCCAAGGAUUCAUUGGAGUGGAUAUCCAGAAAAAGAAAAUCUAACUGGCCUAACCAACUGCUCAUCAACAAAAUCAAAGGUAUGCCCUGUCAUGCUUUACCGGUGGGUUGUGUUCAGUCCGAGAAGUGCCAUUUAGAAUGGCGGUUUGCUUUCAUCUUGCCAGAGCGAGAGCUUAUCUGGAAUUUCAGCGAUGUCCAAAUUCAGUGCUAUGUUAUUUUCAAAACACUGAAGAAAGAGAUUCUAGAUAAAAUUAUUUCUGAUGAAAUAAAUUCGUUUCAUUUGAAAACCAUUGUUUUUUGGAUGUCUGAAGAAAUCCCUGACUGGGAUCCAUCAAAUUUAACAAACUGCGUGAAAGCUUGCUUGUCUUUUUUGAUCAAAUGUAUCCAGCAGAGGCAUUUGUCACAUUAUUUUCUGAGAUCUCGAAAUCUCUUCAUGGGCAAACUAGAGGAUGAAAUGGUGAGGGACCGUCUCAUCUCGGAAAUUGAACUAAUACGAGAGAAUAUCAUUGACUAUUUUAUUAACUGUGAAUGGUGGUAUAAAAGUGGUAGUGAAUAUCUAUUAUCACUGCGGUUGUUUGCACAAGAAGCACCAAAGGUGGACUUUCUUGCAGCCUGCAAAGCUAUUAUGGAAACUGGGAACAGGAAAUUGCGACGUAACAAAUAUACCCAUGCCCGAUGUCUCAGUAUGGAGGUUACAGUAGGAAUUAUGUUUUUGCAGACGACUGUGGAAAGUUUACUGAAGGUUGCUGAAGAAGUGGAUGAACAGCUGAAGACAUUGAUGGGUGAUUUUGCUUUAAAGUUCUUAUCCAUUCGUGUUGGAAUGCUCUUUCUUGUGGACGCUAAGAACACCGUGGAUCUAGAAAUGCGACGUAAGCUCAUCUCUGAGUCAAAGCGGUGCUUGGAGGCAGGAUUACAACACGAUGUUCUUGCAGCAACCAUGUAUUUAUUAACGUAUCACUAUCAAGCAAGGAACUAUAGUGUUAUUCAAAAAUUUCUCAAAGACAUCUUUGGCAGACGUGCAGCUAUUCCAUACAAAGGAACGCCUGGAUUAUUUAUUUGCGGGAAACGUUCAUUGCUUUCACCGGAUAUGGAUGAAACUGUAACAGUAGAAGACAUGGCAAAUGAAAACGAUGUUGCUUUUGAUUUUAUUUUCAGUUGCUCUGAUAUAUCUUGUGUGCCCCCUGCUUUACAAUACGAAUGUGCUCUUUUGGAAGGGAGAUCCAAUUGGUGCUUUUGUUCAGUUAAUCCACUUGUGUAUGUCUGUUAUGUGCAGUUUCAGGUUGCAUUCAACUUAAGAGAUACAGAACAAUUAUCUCUAGCAAUUGAACAUUUAAAGUCGAUGGUGUUAUAUGUUGAAAAUGGGGAAGAGUGUUCGAGUGGAAUGCCUGUAGAACUACAUCGGCAUUACAAUAUCAUGGGAUAUUGUUACCGUAUCAUCAAUGAUGUACAAAAUGCCAUUAAAUGGUUUAUGAAGUCUCUGGAAGCCUGUCCAACCAAUGGGAAUGCAGCGGCCUAUCACUUAUGUAUCGCUCUCUACGAUCUAUUUUUAUCAGUACUCUAAGCUCUGGAAUGCUUCACUGACGUUGUGAAAUUUCUUGACAGGAAACCUUUCAUUUUAGCCAAAUCGGGAAAUCAGAAUAUAUUGUACCAGU
This is a messenger RNA of Saccostrea echinata, 2348 nucleotides long. RefSeq lists its product as uncharacterized. Lineage: Eukaryota; Metazoa; Mollusca; Bivalvia; Ostreida; Ostreidae. The transcript has a single exon. The record is from RefSeq and is a predicted model, not a curated record. The coding region runs from base 29 to 2257 and encodes 742 amino acids. Gene Ontology annotation, molecular function: protein binding.